Molecule: messenger RNA, 2517 nt
Organism: Stegastes partitus (bicolor damselfish)
Lineage: Eukaryota; Metazoa; Chordata; Actinopteri; Pomacentridae
Gene: il10ra
Product: interleukin 10 receptor, alpha
Exons: 6
Coding region: 1-1695 (564 amino acids)
Biological process (GO): cytokine-mediated signaling pathway
Cellular component (GO): plasma membrane
Molecular function (GO): cytokine receptor activity; protein binding
Source: RefSeq, a predicted model, not a curated record
AUGUACACUAACACAGCUCCUCUAUUUUAUCCAGUGAUAGGAAUGGACCUUCCUCAACCUGACAAGCUGACGGUGAAUAUUUUGGAUGGGGAGGUAAUAAUACAUUGGAACCGUCCUGGGAACAUCUCUUCAAACUCCAAGUAUAAUGUACAAAUGGGAAAAUACAAUGGUGAAUGGACGCCGGUAAAAACCUGCACGGGGAUAACAAGGACCUUCUGUGACCUGACAAGUCUUAUUCAUGAUUAUCGCACUGGCUACAAGGCCAGAGUUCAAGUGGUUGCAGGAGAUGACGCGUCUGCUUGGACAGCCAAGAAAGUUACCCCAAAUCAAAGUGAAUUGCUGCCUCCCUCCUUUACUUUGUGGGCGACUUCCAGCACUCUAACAGUUUACGUUCACCAAAAACCCAUUCUGAAAAAACUCUUUCCAUAUGGGGUGAUCUACACCAUCUACCUGGAGGAAAAAGGGAAACAUAAUAGGACUACCACAGCAUACCUCAAAGAUGACACUGAGAUAGAUCAGAGAACAAAAGUUUUCUCUUCUCUCCACUGGGGGAGAGAAUACUGUGUCAGCAUCAAGGUGGAGAGCAAUGGAGCUAACUUUGCCAGCACCGUGUCUCAGAGCGAGUGUCUGCUUCUACCAGAGCAAGAAUGGUUCAUAACCGCUGUGUCGUCCCUGUCUGUUCUGGGUGUGUUGGCUGUCAUUGCUAUUAUGGCAGCUAUCCUCCUGUGUUAUCUGAGACGUCCAGAGAAAACACCAGUUGCAUUGAAAUCCCCUCUGAGCGGCUGGCAUCCACUCUCAGUUGGAGAAGGAACUAUGGAAGUCGUUACAGACAAAGGAUGGUUCCUUUCCAGUUAUAGAACAGAGCUGAAAAACUUUGUCAAGACCCCAGAGGAGGAUGUUACAGUAAUGGAGGACAACGAGGAGGAAGAAAGAAGGACCAGCAUGGACAGCGGAGUAGGCGUGGAGGCUAAUUCUGCUACAAACAAUGGAGGAAACUCUCCGAUGAGACAAGAGGACAGUGGCUGUGGAAGCAUGGGAGGACCAGAGAGCUCCACCAGCAGUCAGACAGAUUACCCCCUGCAGGAUGACACGACUGAUACUGAUUCAGUUCAGAAAAGGGAGGACAGCGGGAUGGGAAUGGGCUGCCGGCUCGAUUCUUCCUUUGUGAACCUGGAUGGACGGGACAGCGGGUCUCUAAAGGAGUCUGUUUCUGUGGGUAAUUAUCGCAGCCAGAGCUCCUUGGCUGUGCAAAUCCACAUCUGUGAUGAAGAGGACACAUUUAAACAGAUACUUCCAGACUCAGUUUUGGCCGAAGUGGUCACAGGAUACAGAGCUGGGCCUCAGUCAUGUAUCUGUUCAGGAGCAGGUCAAUGCACUUGGUGUCAUAAUCAAGGCCAUUAUGGAACUGAAGUUGUCAAACAAUACAAAGCUUUGUGCAUCGAAAACAGACUGCUGGGCAGCGAAUGUAACUUGCAGGACUCUUACAACAGAGAGAUUACAUUUCAAGGCUAUGCUAAGAAAACACAAAUGGACACUGUCAUGAUAGAUGACUUGGACACAAAGUUUCUCCACCUUGAGGAGACUUUUCCUCUGCUUACAUCUCUCUCACCGCUGCCACUGGUCAACUGUGCACAGGAUUUCAAUAUGAACAAUGUGUCCCUCUCCCUUUGUGAUGUACAGCUGAAAAUUGACUGAUUCAUUGAGGAAUGCAACACUAUUUAUAGAGUCCUUUUACUGACACAGUUUGUUGUGCUGUUUGAGCAAUACACUCCCCAUGACACACUUAUUGUACUAGUAUGUGGUGAAGUGCUCUAGUACGGAAAAUCUGUAGAAAAAGGGGAGAAAAUGUGAGCAGAAAACAGAGCAAGACUCAGGCAGUUGUUGAACAUGGGAAGGAAAUAGAGGUUAGACCUCACAGCUGCUGGCUGGUUGACUGUUGAUUGAGUCUUAGAGGCUCAUGAUGACAGAGAACGUAGCAUGAAGGCGUCACUUAACCCUGUUUCACUGGGUAUAUUUACCACUGGCUGAUAUGUAGCGUGCCGGAAGUGAAACUGGUGUGGGGAGCACUGAAGAGAAACAGUUGAACACUUACGUGCAUUUGGACAUUUUGCGAUAUCUCCCCAUCAUCACUUACAACCUUACAUCAGCUACCCACUCUUAGAGCCUGUGCUCAGUUUUUUUUUUCUUUCCCCUUUUGAACAUUAGGAAAUGAAAAUUACUUACGAUUUCUCAUUUAUCAGCAAUAUUUUCAGAUCAUAUCUCAUCAUAUCAUCAUUCCACAACAAGUGAUGGCAAACACAAGGCAAUAUAAAUGAUUAAACCUUUCAUGACUUAUUUUCAGUAUUGUACAGGGCCCUUGGUUUCUGACUCUUUUUUUUUUUUUUGGAGGUCUUGUUUUCUGACACAGAAAGUAACUUUAUUUUUUAACAGACUAAACAGCAGACAUGUCUUUUUGCUACUUGCCUGUAAAAACUAUUUAUUAGAUGUAAUAAAAAAAAAUAAUAAUAAUGUUUUUUA